GCAAACGAAAGCGAAAUGAACUGGCCUGGCUGAUUUUGUUUCGGUGAUCGUGCGCUAAUUUGAAGUUGAAUUAAUAGAUGUUUUUAGUGAUUAUUGCGGUUUAUUUAUAACAUCAAGUUUAUUUAAUGACAUCAAUAAAUCAGGACAGUUAUAAUUAUUUUAUUUUCUUCAGUUAUUCUUUCAAGGACCGUGCAUUUAUGAGGCUCUACAAUGGAGGAACCAAAAGCUCUACCAAACGGUCAUUCUGAUUCCCAUGCCGAGGAUAAACCUGAUAAAAAGGAAAUAGACGAAGUUGAACCCACGAUGAAGGAUGAUAAGAAAACUGAUCCCAAGAAAACAAAAUCAGACUCGGACGAAGCUUCUAACUCACCUACUAAGAGCAAGAAUAACGAAUUAGAAAAAGCAUCGAAGAAUCAGAGUUUCGAAAAUGCAUUGAAGCAAAUCGAAAAAAGCGCCAUUAAAAAGAAAAUACCACAGAAAAUAGUGAAAAGAUCGCCGAGAAUCAGCCGGAACAAAGAGCCACCUGAAAAGAGUGACGAACCGAAAUCAGAAGAUAAAGGGGAGAAGAAAAGUGAUGAUAAACCAUCGGAGAAUGCGUCAAACGAAGAGGAAAAAGGUAGCAAAGAAGCGGAUGAAGCGAAAAAAGAGGUAAAUGAGGUGUCAAAAGUAUCGACGAGUAAAAAAGAGACGAAAAAAGAGGAUGCAAUUGAUGAUGUGAAGAAAUCAAAAGCAAAAAGUAAAGAUAGUAAGGAACAAAUAAAGUCUACCGGGGACCCUGAUGCUGAUUUCCUUGGAUUUGAGGAUCCGAAAAAAACGAAUUACAGUUCCAACAGGGAUAAAUUGAAGAAAAUGAUAGAUGAGCUUACAUCAAGCACACCAGGAAGCUCUAGGAGUAGGAGAUCUACUGCUGUUAGAAGUGACAGUGUUAAAAGUGACAAUGCUAAGCAAGUUGAAGCUGAAACACCGAAAGCCACUACUUCAGCAAGUAGUGCGGCUGUCAAAACAGAACCCGAGCCCGAGGCUGCAGAACAUCAAUCAGACUGGUUUGACAGACAAAUGAGGGGAAGCCUUCUGUCUCAGUCUAGCUAUUAUGGUGGCUGUGGCGACGAUGACUAUCAAGAAGGCAGUGGUGUCUCAAAUGCAAUGCUCAUACCUGAGGUGGUCUACAAUACUGGUGGUGGUGGUGGUGUUACUGGUAUAUCACACUCAUCGGUUGCAGAGGAAUCACGGUCGAGACGAACCGCGAGGCCAUCCUUAGCCGCUCAAAGUGAAAGAAAACCAUCGCCAACUGUCAAACGGAACUUUGAUGUUACACUACCUCAGUACUUGAAGCCCUUCGAAUAUGGUUGGAAGAGAGAGUUAGCUUAUCGUAAUAACACUGAAACUGUUAGUAAGAGAAUGGCUGAUGUGUUCUACUAUACUCCAUUGGGAAAGAAAAUCCGGUCCAUUGGAGCGGUUAGUGACUAUUUAUUGGGUACAGAUCUGACGCUUGAAAACUUCACAUUUGUGACAAAAUCGAUGAAUCUGAACGAUCCAAAUAAAGAAACCAUUAGAGAUCCCAGGACUAAUAAGGGAGAAAGGCCGCCACCGGUAAUUCCCCCACCGACUCCUGUAACAACGAGGAAAUCUUCGUUGCUGAGCAAAGCGAAUGCGGCUGAGUCAGCAGAAAAUGCCGAAGAAUCACCGAAGACAAGCUCUCUAUCGACACCGAAAAUAUCGCUGAAAAGCUUUAGACCGUCUCCGAAAAUCAAGGGCGGCAAAACGCCUGUUCCAGAGAAGAAAGCUAAGAAAGGUAGCAGUGACGACAGUGAUAACGAUAAGGAUGAAUUGGAAAUGGGAAUGCUGCCCCCCUUGUGGCACGAAUCCAUUCGUCCAGAUUGGUCAGCCAAUGGCAGUACUACGUUGAACACAAAGAGCGGUGGCGGGGGUGGAGGAGGAGGAGAAGAAGGAGUAGACAAAGUGGAAGUGUGCAGCAUUCGAUGUCCGCGCAUGCGCGGUCAAGUGCCCACUCUCGCCUGUGUCACCUGUCUCUGUCUGUACCAUCCUGAGUGCGUCAAUGUGAGAAGGACCAUCAACAACUAUGUGUGCAAGAAUUGCCAAGACACCAACAAACCAACGAAAAUGCCCGGCCCCCCUCCCAUCCACAGCUCCCCCCCACCCUUGGUACCAAUCAACUCCUCCCAACCCGACCUCAGCCAAUCAGAGGCCUCCUCGGCCCCAGCCACGCCCCAACUUCAACGGCUAUUGGACGGCAAAUCCGUCGCCAAACCACAACCGAAAAUAGUGGGCGGAGUCACAACAUGGCUGCCGCCCUCCUCUAUGAUACAGCUGACCACUAAAAGUACUACGACAAAGAGUAUUUCGAAUAGUUCGCAAGUGGCCACCGUGGAGAGUUCGACACCUAGCAACGCGCAGACUCUGUGGCAGAUGAACGGGAAGCGGUUCCUGUAUGUGCCCAAGCACAACGUGUUGUCGGUGUCACAGGCUGACACACAGAAGCAACAGGUGGCACAGACACAGAGUGGGAACCUGGUGUCGACGGGGUGUGUCUCUGUGCCGUCACUCAUUCAGAACUCGAUGCAGUCCUCGUUUCUGGCGUCACCCGCCGUGAGCCACGCACUGAUUGUGUCCGACACAGCCAACCCCUCCCCCACCUCGGGAGUGCUCCUUGUCCCUUGCAUCACUGCCUCCUCCUCCUCCACCUCCUCCUCCUCCGCCCCGAACGAGAGGAUUCUGCUGGUGAAUGGAGGCGGGGGUCUGCCUGCCGGCAACUUCCUCAUCAGCAACUUGAACGCCCAACAACCGCCACAACAGCAACCGCAAACGCAACCGCAAGCGCCCGCUAAUCAACCGGAGAAGAUCGGCGGCAAACGUCCGUUGGAAGCGGACAAACCGGAGACGGAAGCGGCCACCGCAGGCGAUUCGUCGCAGCCGGUUGCGAAACGCAUCAAAACGGAACCCGACGAAGAGCCAGCUGAUGCUGCUGAACCGGUUGCUAGUCCGACCGUUCCGACUGCCAGUCCGACCGUACCAGCUGAUCCGACUCCGGACAAGAUGGCGCCAGAGUCGAGCCGGUCCGUGCCGGAUACCUUGCCUAUAAGCCGGCCCGUGCCGAUUGCAUCGUCGUCUGUGUCGGUGAACAAGGACUUUUUCAUGAACAAUGUGUCGGCCAUCUACCACGCUCUGCUCAACUCGUUCCAGUACCUCAAAGUGCAGGAGCUGCUGAGGGCCGCCCGUGUCUGCCACAUGUGGCGUGAUGUCGCCAUGAAUAGGUCACUGUGGCACGUUGUGCGCCUGAAGAACUCUCGCGUGCGCGACUGGGAGGGGCUGGGCGCGGCGCUACGGCAGACGGGCGCACGCCACCUGGACCUGCGCAAGAUGCUGAUGCCACCAGCUGACGGAGGUGAAGGUGGUAGUGGUGGGGGUGAUGCGGUGGCCGACAUGUGGCAGCGCUACGCCUCCGCCAUCGACCGAGUCACCAGUCUGGCGCGCAUCGACCUGUGUCGCUGCCCGGCCACUGCUGUACAGCGCUCGGCCUCCGCCAACCACCGCCUCCAGUAUCUGUCGGCGUUGGCUAUCAAGUCUAGCUCUCUAGACGCAUCAGCGUUUGAAAAUUGUAGAAACAUGACUGAACUUCGGCUGAAGAGCUCGGAAAAGAAUGGACUCGUUUUGGAAAAUCUUUCUGCAUUGAAACACCUCACGAAAAUGAAACAUUUGUCGUUGACAACGAUGAAAUCGUUCUCGGAGGGACUGGCGGAGGCGCUGGAGAACAUGAAGGACCUGGAGACGCUGGAGCUGGGCGAGUGUAGCGAGCUGACGAGCAGCGUGGCCACCCGAGCGCUGCCCAAGCUGAAGCGGCUGCAGCGGUUGCGACUGGAGAAGGGCCAGGGCGCCGCCUGUCCCACGCUCGCCAUCUUGGAAAGCGUCAAGGAUCUCAAGAGCCUCGUGCAGCUCGAACUCAUCAACUUCGACAUUAAGGCCGGCUUCGACACCACCAUCGCCAAGUGCUCCAACCUCAGAACGCUGCUCAUCAUUCCUACCUACGUUACGCAGUCAGCAACAACCAACCACCUAGUGAUGGAGGGAGUGAGCAAGCUGUCGAAAACUCUGACCCUGUUCGUAUGGGGCAUCACCCUGGAACUACUGCGGGUCACUGACCUCUUCAUCGACCAAUGGGAAGGCCAGAAAGGAGCCGCCAAGUCGGCCAAUCAGAAGAAGGGAGCCGGCGACAGUAUUCCCAUCCUGAAGCCGAUCACUGAAACCAGCAGCUACACAGGAGCUCCGUCACAGGUCGACAUUCUCCAGCUGCCCAAACUGCAUAAAGUGUUGACCUCUCUGCUGAAAACCACUAAGGUCAAAAUACUCAAAGUUCCCUUUUCUGCCACCUGGCGGCAGACUGUUUCGGGUCCCGCCCAUAUACACUAAACACAGUACAAUACCACCCGGUUGGAUACAGUACAAUGUACUUAUUCUUCAAAUAAAAGAGGGAAUUGCGAAACUAUGAAAGUUAGUAAACACAGAACCAGUGAAGUUUUCCUUUGAAAAUUUCGGGAUGCCUCUUCUUCGAGAUUUGGCUGACUUCAACAAUGGCUUGUCGAAGGAACUGUGAGACUAUGAAGUUUUACAGUUCAACAGUUGAAUUUUCCUAUGAAAAUUUCGGGAUGCCUUUUUGAGAGAAUUGGUUGACUUCGAGCAAUGGCUUGUCGAAAAAACUGUGACUAAGUUCAACAGUGUAGUUUUCCUAAGAACAUUUUACAAUGCCUUGUCAAAGGAAUAGUAUGGAAGUUAUUGAAUACAGUACAACAUUUUUUCCCUACGAAAAUUUUGGGUUGCCUUUUCGAGAGAAUUGGGUGACUUUGGCGUUAUUAAACACAUUACAACAUGGCAGUUUUCCCUGUGAACCUUCUACAAUGCCUUGUCAAAGGAAUAGGGAGACUAUGAAGUAAAUUGAACACAGUACAACAAUGUAUUUUUCUUUCGAGUGAAAUUAUUAAACACAGUAGUACAACAAUUUAGUUUUCAUUUGAACCAUUUGGAAUGCCUUGUUGAAGGAAUCUACAGACUCUAAAAUUCAUUAAAUAAUACUGUUUUGAUUCGGUGAAUUGAAAAACUUUGAAAGUUAUUUAAAAAAACAUAUAUUUUCAUGUAGUGGAGCUAUAUUUAUAUUAUUUCGUUAGAGUUGAUGUACAAUUGAAAUAAACAAUCGAAGGUUUUUUGUACAUUAAAUCACCAAUAUAGUAUAAAUAUCUCUAUCAGGAUCUCAAUCAUUAUAUCUUGGUAAUUUCGAAACUGUUUCACAGUGAAAUCCCUGAUAUCACGUAUCUCAAGAAGGAGUCGAUGUACUGAAUUGUUUUAAAUAUUUGGUUUUCUUGAUAUCUGAUUAUCUUUUAUAUUAUCUACUUCAUUUGUCGUAUGACUGCUGUUGGUGGAGAUCCGAAAGGUGUUCCUCUUCACCCAAAUCCAAUUUUAAUUAAACAUAUAAUAUUUGAAUACUAUAUUUCAAAUAGAAAAUAUAUGUGCAGCUGGACAGCGUCUGACAGUGAAACACUGACAAGCAUUUUAUUUCAUUUGUAUAGAUCUAUGCUUAUCUAGAGUUUGCACGUCCUACUUUCAACUGUUACUUUUUUAGAAGAGUUAUUAAUUUUGCUUAAAACCUUCCCCGGAUUAAGGUGCGAACAGAUCGAGUAAGUCGCGGUGAAGAUCGAUGCCACUAAACAUCUGUGCUAUGAUAAAAACAUUUGGAGUUAUUGAUAGGAUAUAGAUAUAGAAGAACGCUAGCGAGCUGAAAUCCUCAUAUCGACCUGGCCGUUAGUACUUUCAGGCAAUAUACAAACUGAUUCAAAAUUUAUUGUUCAAUCCACUAAAAUUUCGAUUGUGCAUCAACUAAUAAUAUUGUUAAGUAAAAAAAUAUCACCUAUUAUUGUAUGAAAGUUUCCAUAGUAGUUGCCAAGUAGUUGAAAAGUUAUAAAAAAUCAAUUUCUUGCCAAUUUGUUUUUAAAUUGAAAUUUUCGAAUGGUAUAACUCCAUUCAACUUUGUUUUAUUUUAUCAAUAGAAUAUUGAACCUUAACCCUGUAUAAGUAACUCUCAAGUAUCCAUUGUACAUUAAUUAUUGUAUUAUUAAAAUUGGACAAACAUUUGGAUUGCUUCCAAUAAUUUAGUAAAACAUUUGUAUGAAUUCAUUUAUUUUUUUCACAUUUUUUCUAUUCAAAUAAGAUAUUCUCAUCCGUCGGUUGAAAACUACAUGUUAGCUAGCUAUGAGUUUUUCUCAUGAGCCAAAGUAGUGACAUUGAAAAAAAUUAUUGAAAAAUAUGUAAUUAAUCGAUAUGCAUUGCUAAUAUAAUAUGAUUCAAAAGUGGUAAAAUCGCUUCCUGGUGGUUCGGAACCCGCAUAACUGUAGGUCUAUUCAUCUCUUAUUAUCAUCCGCCUCAUUACCCACGCACAAGCCUAGAGCUCAUGUGGGCAUCACCCUCAGCAAAAAAAUAUUUUUUCAUAUUCUGAUUUUUUUUACAUAGUUUAUUUUGUUUACUUUCGUGUUGAAUUGGACAAAGAUUAGUUGAAAACAAGCCAAAUUCCUGUUCCGACAAUUUUGAAAGAAGAUUCAGAUUUCCUUAUUUUACGGCAGUAAAAUAGAAAAUCAGCUCAUUACUUUUGGUGAUGAUUCAAGAUUUGAAAAUUAUGGUGAAUCUUCUAUUUUAGGUGGGUUCCGAACCGAGAUAAUAAGUAAUAUCUGCUUGAUUACCAAUUGAAGACAGCCAUACGUGAAUGAAAACAAUGACUUCCAAAGUGUUAUUAAACUCAAAUUUAACUUGGGUUAAAUAACUGAAACUAGUAAAUUUACGGGUUUUUCUCUAAAUAGUAACAUUUUUAUAUUGAUCAAUUUGAAAUUCAAUUGAAUAUACAUUCUUCGGAUGUGUAUUGUUUUGUAUUUAUUCAAAUAAAUGGGUGUUGUGGUUAACCCAUUUAAAGUAUCCUUAUGAGUAUAAGCGUUACCUUGAAAUACACAGCAAAUAGAUUUUUAUGGUUCAGAAUUACAAAAAUACUUGUAGACUGUACUGUUGAAAAUAUUGUGCUUGAUGCUUCUAAUUAAUUAUUCACUAUUUACAAAAUAACAUUAUUUUUCUCAAUGACCUGAUGUAAACACAGUUGCUUCUGAUUACCAAGUGCUAGAAAUCCUCAUCGUCUAUAUAUUUCUGCUUUACCUGAACCAUAAGCUACUUUAGCUACUAGAACCAUUACUUGAAGUUUAUCCAUUAUAUUUUCAACACAAUUUUUCACUGAGAUCAAUCAAUAAUUCCUUGUGUAUAUAUAUAAAUUAAUGUCGUCAUUUUAUGAAAAUAGUAGGAUGUAUAUUUUUAUGCUAGUAUAAACCUUUCACUUUCAGUGUAUCAUCAAAUUAAAUGUUUUGAAAUGAAUGAUAAUUUAUGUUUGUUUUCCGUGACAAUGAACUUUACAGUGUUUGAUUAAAUUAGUUUAUUUCUAGUAAUUAUAUCUUUUGUCGAUAUAGUAUUAGUUCUAUGGUCGAGUCGUUGUAAUAAGCAAUUCAUAAUUUUUAAGGAGUUGAGGUUUCUGAUCAGUGCUGUGGGAAUAGAAACAGAGGAGAGAAAAAUGUAUUAUUUCUGUGGUACACAAAAAGAAACAUUCUAGUUUUAUUUCGAAGAAAUUAUGUUCAUUUUGUUAUUCAAUAAAUUUAUUCCGGCGAUAAAUAGUUUACCAAUUCAAUAAUCUUAGUGUAAAACUUUAGUAAUAUGUUUGAUUUCUACUCUCAGUGUAUGUCUUGAAGAAUUCUGGAAUGAAUUUUAUUGCUUCCAUAUUGGAGGUUUUCUUUUUUAAUUCACAGGUGAUUUAUUACAUUAUAUAUAUGUAGCCAUGUACAUAAAUUAUGUAUUACAAAGUA
Messenger RNA from Nilaparvata lugens (brown planthopper), 7895 nucleotides. Its product is annotated as nucleolar protein dao-5. The record is from RefSeq and is a predicted model, not a curated record. The transcript has 18 exons. Gene Ontology annotation, molecular function: protein binding; DNA binding. NCBI's taxonomy places the organism in Eukaryota, Metazoa, Arthropoda, Insecta, Hemiptera, Delphacidae. Bases 211 to 4425 code for a protein of 1404 amino acids.